UUCAUGAGAGAUUUGGAGGUACAAGGGAACAUACAUAUCAAUAGGAUGCUUCUAUAUACAUGAUGCAUAUAUCCCAUAUCUCAUGUUUGAGGCUCAAGUUAAUUAAGAAUAGAAUAAGAACAGAGAACACGAUGAAUUGAAGGAGGCAGAGAGGGAGACCUCACAAGAAUUCAUCACUGAGAUUCAAUUCAUAUUGCAGCAGGAGUUGAUUGAUGUGCACAGUAGCCAGCUAGUAGUAGCUAGUGUUGCACCCAUAUUCAUAUAUUCUCUAGACUUGAAAUUGACCCUUAAUGAAGGUCCACUAUCCACGUGGCAGCGCACCAACCAAAUAAGAAGAUUGAUUUUUAUAGAUAUUUAAUUUAUAUAUUUUAUAAGGAUUGCACAAGUGUGCUAAGGUUUUACUUUUAUUACUCUGUUACAUGACACAUCAUCACGCAUAUCUAGUUUGACAUUAAAUGAUAACGUGGGAAACAAAGAAAAACAAAUUAGCACCGCUUCUUUAAUUUCUUUUUGGGUUGAAAGAGCACUUACCUUGCAUUGCCCAUAAAUACCGACUCUCCACUCUAUAAUAUGCCACUGCCCCACAAUCACACUCCACACUCUACACUCUUCACUCCUCAUCACCCAAUCAACUAAUUAAUGUAUAUGCAUAUCUCUGUUUAAUUAUAUUGAGGAUGAAGAACAUGUGGAAGGUGGUGGAAGUGGUGAAGCCGGUGGUGUUGAUGGUGAUUGUGCAGAUAGCAAAUGCAUGGGUCAAUGUUCUCUACAAGCUUGCUGUCAACGAUGGCAUGAGCCUCAGAGUAGUUGUUGCCUACCGCUAUAUCUUUGCUACUGCUUUCAUUGCUCCUCUUGCUUAUAUUCUCGAGAGGAAGACAAGGACAAAGAUGACUUGGACCAUUCUCUUUCAGUCAUUCUUGUGCGGUUUAUUUGGGGGAGCAUUGCCUCAAAACUUACAAAUGGAAGCACUUGCUUUAACUUCUGUAACAUUUGCAACCGCCAUAUCCAAUCUGAUUCCAGCCAUCACCUUCAUCUUGUCUCUUUCUUUCGGAAUGGAGAGAUUGAAUUUGAAAAAAGCAGCAGGAAAGGCGAAAAUAAUAGGAACAAUGACUGGAAUUGGUGGGGCAAUGUUGAUGACAUUCUAUAGAGGCGUAGAAGUUAAGAUGCUAUCCUUUCACAUUAACCUCUUUAAUCAACGAAAUGGCAGCGGCGCCGUACACUCGUCACGUGGUGGUGGAGGGUUGUUCUUGCUGGGUGCUGUGUCGUCGUUCUCCAGCAAUGCGUCUUAUGCGUUGUGGCUAAUUAUUCAGGCGAAGAUGAGUAGAGCAUAUCCGUAUCCAUAUUCAAGCACUGCACUCAUGUGUGUAAUGGGAGCAAUUCUUUCUGUCACCUUCACAUUUUGUGUUGAGAGGGAUUUGACUCAGUGGAAGUUGGGUUGGAAUGUCAGACUACUCACUGUAGCUUACGCGGGUAUAGUGGUUUCGGGAGUAAUGGUGGCUGUGAUAUCGUGGUGCGUACGCAUGAGAGGUCCCUUAUUUGUCUCUGUUUUUAGUCCUCUUAUGUUAGUGGUUGUUGCCUUUGCUGGAUCCACCAUUCUUGAUGAAAAGCUAUAUCUUGGAAGGUACGCGGGUAAAAGCAAAGAGAUGACGAAAAAUCAAUUAGUGUCAUCAAAAAGCGACAAACUUGAAAUAGUGGUCAAGCCUCAAGUAGUACAUGGCGUCCAUAAGGAUGAUCAAGAUCAAGAUUCAUUCAAAAAAGGAGGAGAACAACAUUAAAUAACUAAUUAAUGAAUUCUUAAUUAUGUGCCUAACAUAGCACCCCAAAUUAAGGCAUUAUGUAUAACUUUUACAGCUUCUGCACAUAGAUGUAUACAUAGUAUUAUAAUGUGCCACUUGAUUAAUUAAUUGCUUUGCCAUCCUUUUCGAAUCGUGCCAACAUCUGAUAAUUUAACUAAUUUUCCUAGCGCAUUGGGCUCAUAUAAAACCAUAUAAUCAUGAGUGUUAUUAUAGCAUAGUUGAAUCAAUUAGAGGCAGCAAAGCAUGAAGAUAACCAUGGCGUUGCCAGUGAAGACCAUGCACCACAAGGAGGAGGAUAAUAUUAAUUAUAUGUUUUCUCGUACAGACCAAAUGAAGGCAUUAUAUGCACCUUUGCUUUGCCAUCUUUUUCUUUAUUGUAUGGAAAGGAAACCCUGCUUAAAUUUCUUAUGUUCUCUUACUCAUUUUAUUUAUGUAGCAUUUCUUUAUCUCUCUACA
Messenger RNA from Arachis duranensis, 2249 nucleotides. RefSeq names its product WAT1-related protein At1g68170. Gene Ontology annotation, molecular function: transmembrane transporter activity. Gene Ontology annotation, cellular component: plasma membrane. The record is from RefSeq and is a predicted model, not a curated record. NCBI's taxonomy places the organism in Eukaryota, Viridiplantae, Streptophyta, Magnoliopsida, Fabales, Fabaceae.